ACAGGUGGGGAAAUGUGACGUGUGUUUGGCACGUUUUAUGUCUAGGGGAUGAUUAUUUUUAAAGCUAUCACACCCCCACUUAUCAGCAUGUGAAUCGGGAGCAGACACGCAACGAGACAAAGCAAUGAAAGAUAGAUACAAAAGUUAAAAUAAAGGAUAUUUAUUUACAUAAAUAUACAUAUAAUAAUGAAAAGGGGGAGGGUUUGCAUCUAUCUCCAGUAUAUUCUAUGUUUAAUCAUCACUCUUGCACAUAAUAAGAGAGUAUGUCACUUUGUCCUCUGACUUAGCUGGUAUUCCUGUUGAUGUCGCAGCUGGCUGUGUCCUGGCUUGAGGUUCUGCAGCUGGAGAUGGCGCUCUAGCGGAUAGAGGGACGCCGGCGAUAUAGUUCUUGUGGAGUCUCAGUCCCAAGUUCUAGUAUCUGUAGUGGGCACAGUAUGGCGGGUGGCCGGAUACCGUGGGCACAAGGUUACUGCGGGCAGAGCUGAUCUGCCGUGGGUAGUGUAAGUAACAGGAUAUGUCCAGUGAGUUGCAGAGGGUUGGCGUAGCUAUGACGUCUCGCACAGAUCUGACUCUAUAGGGACGUCGCGCCUAAUAGCUUGACAGGUGGGCUGUCGAAUAGGCGGGCAAUGCCGAUAGCGCCAAGUAGUAGAGUUGAGUAGAUCUCCGUAGGCGGUGUGUCGCAGUUAUCUAUGUAACUGUAUAGUAGAAUUAGUUCUCUAAUUGAUAGUGCGGCGUUGAUCACUAUAUUGAUGACGUCAUUACACUAUUAAUAUUUUCUGUGUAGACUAGAGGACUGAGCUUUUGUUGCUUGUCACAACUUCUAGUGACGUAAAUUUAGUGUGUGUGUGAUUUGCGUCAUUUAUCGUCUAGUACAGUCUCUCCAUUGUUUUGUACGUCGGUACAGAUAGACGUGUUUUGAGAGCUCUUGAAUUUCUCCUUGGUUUUUGUUAUUGGAUAGCCUUAGCAUUGGCCUUGGACAUUUUCUUGUUGAAUUAUCUUGACCCCUGUUUAGGGUGAGUUUUAUUUUUCAUUGUAUAGUUUUUCUUUUUGAAUUCGUUCGUAUUUGUAAUUCUAUAAUUAGACUAGAUAUAGAUGAUUAGAAGAAUCCUUUCUUUUAUCUUCUAUAGGGUUUUAGCGUCAAGACUAAGUUUUAGUCGUAGUCUCAGUUGAAGACUCUAUUUCAAGUAUUAGUGUCAAGUCUAUAUAUUAGACUCUGUGUCAAGUCUCAGUGUCAAGAUUUGUUUAUUCAGUCUCAGUUCUAUAUUGAGAGUACAACUUUAGGUCUACAGUCUACAGGACUGAGGUCUUUCUCUCAGUUGGUCGUCUGGUGUGCACGUUGAUUUGUACAUGAGUCUGAGGUUCAAGAUUCCAGACUGCGGGUUGCAGUGGUCAGACCUGAUGGUGUAGUGUCAACUAUGAACUUCUACUUUUUUGGAAUUGUCGUCAGUGGACAGUACCUGAUCUAGAGGCUAGAUCUACAUAUAUUACCAGUUGUUGUUUUUGAGAUUGAAGGACUAUGUGAUCCAUUGAACUACUUAUUAUAGUUAAGGUAAUAUACUAUGUGUUUCAUAAUUAUAUGAAUGUUCUUUAUCUAAGGAGACUAACUGGAUCAUUGUAGAUUACAUAUUAUUACAUAUUGAUAUUUCAUACUAUUAUUAUCAGUCAUCAUGAAUCAGUCAUUUGUAAAUAUAUCACAAGAAUAAAUUUUAUUGUUAUUUACAUCAUACACUUAGUUUAUUAGUUUAUCUACAACUAUAUGUGUAUGAUGUGCUUGUCAGGCUGAACUUGAGCCAAAAUAUUAUAAGUUCAGAAAAUAAUAACAAUAAUACAAAUUGAAAUAAUAUUUAAUAUUAAUAAAUAUUUGCAUUGGAAAUAUAUAAUAAUAAUUUGAUAAAUACAAGAAUACAAGAACCUGACAAGUAUUUUGGGGGCUCGUCUAAACUGUUAAAGGAGUUAUUUGAGGGAUUAUCUCAGUUAUAAUUUGUUAUAUUAUUGACAGUUGAAUAUUUGCUAAAUAAAUUUCUGUACUUGUAAAAGUAUAUUUUCAGAUUCUAGACACUUGUUUGUGUCACAUUACUAUUCAUAACGGUACUAUGUGAUUGUACCUUAUUACUCAGGAAAGGCAUCGUAUACAUUUUUUGUGUGAGACUUUAUUGGUGCCAUUGUAUCAUAUUGUUAUUGCUAACAUUGUAUCUUAUAUAUAAUAUUUUUUUUUUUAAAUUUAUACUAAUAAGAUAUAAUUUUGUUACAUGCCAAACUGAUUGGUGGACCUAAAUUGGAGCUGUGAUCUGUUUGUUGGGAUUCUCAAGUUGUCCUGGUGUAUCUGGCUGUACCUUGUCAUCACUACUCUAUCUUCCUGGUGCUGAGGCAGAUUCUAUCUUCGCAGGAGAAAGCACAGCUAAGUGUAUUUUUUUUGGUUGCUAAUAGUAUAUCUUGUGCUCUAAUUAAAUUUUCCGAUUUGACCUGUUAAACUUAUAUUGUUUGGAAAUUCUAAGGAUGGAGACUAGGUUUUCUAUAAAUUCACAAUUUAUAGCGGAUGGGCAGGCGUUGGGUUUUACAGGAGCUGACUUGCAGAACUAUGUGAAAGAACAGAAGGAGGAAUAUGUCAAGGCAGAACAAGCAAGAUUGGAUAGGGAGGAACGGCUCAAGAAGGAACAAAGGGCGGAGGAGGAACGCAUAAAGAAGGAGGAGCAUGAACGAUGGAAAGAAAGGGAAGUAGUGGAAGCUAAAAAGAGGCAGGAAGAAUUGGAAUUGGCUAGACUUCAGGAGAAAAUUGUGGAGAAGGAGUUGCAGAAAGAAAGUAAAUCUGAAAACAAAGAAGGAGAACCUAAGAUCCAGGAUAAACAUAGACAUAUAAUUGAUAAGUUGGACAAGAGUUUUCAGAAUAUGAAGGAAGAUGAGGAUUUGAUUGGCUUUUUGACUCUAUUUGAGGCGGUAGCAACAAGAUGUUGUAUUGAUAAGAAAAGUUGGGCUAUGUUGUUGUCGUACAAAUUGACUUCAAAACUCAAGAAUUUUAUGCUGCAAGAUGAUCUGUUUAAGAAGGAAAAUUAUGAUGAAGUAAAGGUUAUGCUAAUGAGACAGACUGAUAUAAAUGGAGAAACGUGUAGGAAGAAAUUUCACCAAAUCAGACCUAAAGAAAAUGAUUUCAGGGGAUAUGUGGCAGAUUUGAAAAGGGCACUAGACAAUUGGAUGAAGAUGGCGGAGGUAAAGGAGACCAUAGAAGGCAUGAAAAAUAUGAUUGUGACAGACAGAUUAUUAGAGAGUGUUUCAGGAGAAGUGUAUCGUCAACUUAUCUUAAAUAAAAGUGAUAAUGUAGAAGACAUGCUACAAGUAAUUGAAAGUUUUAAGACUGCAAGUUCAACAAAAUCAUUAUGUAAAGAGGAAAAUGUGUAUGUAAUGGGAGCUGCUGAAGCCACAAGUCAGAAUUAUGCUAGUGACAGGAAAGUCAUAACUUGUUUUAGGUGCGGAAAAGUAGGUCACAGGUCAACGGAAUGUUAUGUGGGUGGAGCCGGAGUGAAACCAAAGCAGGUGACAUAUAAUAAGGAUGGACCAAGACAUGUGUUAGGCACAAGGAAUGUGUCAUAUGGAACUUACAGAAGGCAAUUCGAUACUAGAGGAAGGAGAAUGGAUGGAGGGAAUUGGAGAGGAGCUUACAAUGAUGUGAACCAUGGUGGAGGAAAUAACAGAAGGAAUUAUUCAGGUGUUGAUUAUACUAAGGAGAAAAACACAGACAAGUCAAAGAAAGUGCAAAACACAGACAGAUGCAUCAGAUAAAGGCAUUUCAGGUAUACUUAGUCAGAUGAGAGAUGGUGUGUUACAUCCAGUGAAGUUUGUCAGUCGCAAGUUGUUGCCACGUGAACAGAAAUACUCUAUCCUUGAGCGGGAAGGACUGGCC
Messenger RNA from Biomphalaria glabrata, 3895 nucleotides. RefSeq names its product golgin subfamily A member 6-like protein 22. The coding region runs from base 2497 to 3774 and encodes 425 amino acids. Gene Ontology annotation, molecular function: nucleic acid binding; zinc ion binding. The record is from RefSeq and is a predicted model, not a curated record. The transcript is spliced from 2 exons. Lineage: Eukaryota; Metazoa; Mollusca; Gastropoda; Planorbidae.